Molecule: messenger RNA, 603 nt
Organism: Metarhizium brunneum ARSEF 3297
Lineage: Eukaryota; Fungi; Ascomycota; Sordariomycetes; Hypocreales; Clavicipitaceae
Source: RefSeq, a predicted model, not a curated record
AUGACUGGCGGUAUUUCUGUGCGCGACGUUGAUCCCGCUGCGGCGGCUGGACGGGUAGCCGUUCCGUUGGGACUAGUAGAUUUCGAGGCUGAAAAGGAAGAUUGGGAAUUGAGGAGCAGGCGCGAGGGAGUCGCAAGACUUCUGAAGACGGAAUAUGCUAAUGGGUUUCUUUGUCUCCAGGCGCAAAAGUUCAUCAACGCCUAUGCUGCGUUCUUGAAGCGUCAGGGCAAGCUGCCCAUUCCCGGUUGGGUCGAUACCGUCAAGACUGGUCCCGCCAAGGAGCUGCCCCCCCAGAACAUUGACUGGUUCUACGUCCGCGCCGCCUCUGUCGCCCGCCACGUCUACCUCCGCAAGACUGUCGGAGUCGGCCGCCUUCGCAAGGUCCACGGCACCGCCAAGAACCGCGGCGCCCGCCCCUCCAAGCACAUCGACGCCUCUGGCUCCGUCGACCGCAAGAUCCUCCAGGCCCUCGAGAAGAUUGGCGUCCUCGAGCAGGACGAGGAGAAGGGUGGCCGCCGCAUCACACAGUCUGGCCAGCGUGAUCUGGACCGUAUCGCCCAGACCACUGCCGAGGCCGACGAGGAGGAUGAGGAUGAGGAGUAA